Molecule: messenger RNA, 2698 nt
Organism: Prorocentrum cordatum
Lineage: Eukaryota; Dinophyceae; Prorocentrales; Prorocentraceae
Source: the annotation of a GenBank genome assembly
UUUGGCUCAAGCCAGUUUGGCUCAUGUGAUGGAGUUUGCGUGAUCGUUUCGGCCUAUCGGAAGCCAAUAUUGUUUGCUAUGCUCAUGGUUGCGUGUGCGCGCCAUUAUUUCCACAUGUUGUUUUGUCUUGCCGUCGUUCGAGACCGGGAGCAGCGGCUCCAUUGGUGUUGUUGUUUUUGUUGAUUCAGUAACGUUCUCUGGUGCCGAGUACUGGUAAUGAUGAUCCAGCCAUGUGUCUUCACAAUCAGGAGAGCCGCACUGAGCUGUGCCCAUCGUUGGCCCUACUAUCGAAAGGACGCUCCAUGUGGUGGAGGGCAGCUCUCGUCCCUGUUCUGUUCGCUCGUCAGCUCUUGGAGGGGGCCACCGAGCGGACCUACAUUCAGCGAGGCUCUCGAGGCUCUUGCGGCGUAUCGCACACAGGCCGAAGCAGGUCCUCUGGCGCGGCACUAUACCUACGCGUUGCGCGGGUCGCAGACAGGACUUUGGUACAUUGGUUCCAGGACGUGUCCGAAUUCCGUUUCUUCGCCAGAAGCGGACACGAGGUACAUGGGUUCUUCAAGUGAUUCGCAAUUCAAGCAAGAGCGAAUGCACAAGCUUAUAUUGACGAAGCAUGACACGCGCGCUGACGCUAUUGAGGCGGAGUGCUUCUUCCAUGCUUUUUACAAUGUGGCCGCAAAUUGCGCGUUUGCCAACCGGGCACGGCAGACCUCAAUUGGAUUUAAUCGUCAAGGGGUGCAGCUCAGUGAAGGCACAAAACGAAAGAUGAGCGAGAGCAAGCGAGGAAGGACCCACAGCGAGGAGACGAAGAACAAGAUGCGAGGAAGGACUGUCAGCGAGGAGACGAAGCGAAAGAUGAGUGAGGCGAAGCGUGGUGACCGAAAUCCUUUCUUCGGAAGGUGCCACAGUGAGGAGGCAAGGAAAAAGAUGAGCGAGACCCUGCGAGGAAGGAUUUUCAGCGAGGAGGCGAAGCGAAGGAUGAGUGAGGCUAAGCGUGGUGACCGACAUCCUCUCUUUGGAAGGAGCCACAGUGAGGAGACAAGGAGAAAGAUGAGCGAGAGCCAGCGAGGAAGGACCCACAGCGAGGAGACGAAGAAAAAGAUGCGGGGAAGGACUGUCAGCGAGGAGGCGAAGCGAAAGAUGAGUGAGGCUAGGCGUGGUGACCGAAAUCCUUUCUUUGGAAAGAGCCACAGUGAGGAGACGAAGAAACAGAUAAGCAAGACCCUGCGAGGAAGGACCCUCAGCGAGGAGACGAAGAAAAAGAUCAGCGAGACCCUGCGAAGAAGGACGUUCAGCGAGGAGACGAAGCAAACUAUGCGAGGAAGGACGUUCAGCGAGGAGACGAAGCGAAAGAUGAGUGAGGCUAAGAGUGGUGACCGACAUCCUUUGUUUGGAAGGAGCCACAGUGAGGAGACGAAGCAACAUAUAAGCAAGACUUUGCGAGGAAGGACCCGCAGCGAGGAAGAAACAAAAAUCAGCGAGACCCUGCGAGGAAGGACGUUCAGCGAGGAGACGAAGCGACAUAUGAAUGAGGCUAAGAGUGGUGACCGACAUCCUUUCUCUGGAAAGAGCCACAGUGAGGAGAAAAGGGAAACUAUGAGCGAGAGCAAGCGAGGAAGGACCCGUAGCGAGGAGACGAAGAAAAAGAUCAGCGAGAGCCUGCGAGGAAGGACGUUCAGCGAGGAGACGAAGCGAAAUAUGAGUGAGGCUAAGCGUGGUGGCCGACAUCUUCUCUCUGGAAGAGCCACAGUGAGGAGACAAAGAAAACAUGAACGAGACCCUGCGAGGAAGGACGUUCAGCGAGGAGGCGAAGCGAAAGAUGAGCGAGGCUAAGAAUUGUGGCCGACAUCUUAUCCUUAGAAAGAGCCACAGGGAGGAGACAAAGUGAAAGAUGAAUGAGACCCAGCGAGGAAGGGCCCUCAGCGAGGAGACGAAAAAUAAUGUGCGAGGAAGGACUUUCAGCGAUGAGACGAAGCAGCAGAUGAGUGCGACCCGACGAGGGGGUCUCCAUAGAAGGUGACGAAGCGAAAGUUGUGCGGGGCUAAGCGUGAUGAUCGACAUCUUCUCUUCGGAACGAGCCGCAGCGAGGAGACGAGUGCAAGCAUGAGGGGUGCCCAGCGAGGAAAGACCCUCAGCGAGGAGACGCUGCAGACUAUGAUUGAGGCUAGGCGUGGGGGCCGGAGUCAUUUCUUUGGAAGGCGCCCCACCUGAAGAGUCAAAGGCAAUUAUACGCGAGGCCUGGCGAGGAAAGACAUCAACCAGGAGACGAAGCAAAGUAUAAGCGAGGCUCUGCGUGAGGACUGGGACCCUUUCUUUCGGAAGGCACCACACUGAGGAGACAAAGCAAGAUAUCCGUGAGGCUCGACGAUGCCGUCUCCACAGCGAGCAGGCGAAGCAAGAGACGGGCGCGGAGAAGCGUGGUCACCGACCCCCCCCUUUCAGGGCAGCUCCGCGCCGAUGGGGCGUGCGGGCAGCAGCUCGGAUGAGACGAAGCAGCACGUCCAAGCCCGGCUUCGCGCGGGAGCCGACGCAGCGGCCGAUGGAGUGAGCCCGCGCGCGGGGGCGGCGCCCUCUCCUCUCCGAGGGCGGGGCGCGCGGGAGGCGGGGCGAAAGAGAUGCGAGCGGGGCCGCGCGAGGCGCGAUCGGCGGCCCCCGCCUCGGGGGCCCGCCGCGCCGCGGACGCCGAGGGCCCUGCUGCAUC